GUCUACCUAAUCAAGGUGCUGUUAAAAGCUCUAUUAUUAUGGAGAGUAUUCGAUACGUGAAAAUUUUACAUAUCAAACACAGACCCUGAACGGCGUUUCGACGGAUUUUAAAUACCAAAGAAAAAUGAAUGUAAGAGGAUUUGAGCAAUGUAGACUUUAUCGAGAUGAGAACUUUAUGAAAGAAAAUAACUGUGUAGUUUAACAGGUUCUGUGGAAGUGAAAGGGCUGUCGGGCAGUCGUUUAUACGGUGGACUAAGGAUGUUCAUUGAAAGUGUGUAUUGAGUAUGUUGCAUGGUGAUAUGGAUUUCUGAAACUUUAUUAAUGUCUGCUACGUCUAAGGGAUUUUAAGAAGAUUUAUAUAUUCAUUUCUUUAAUAUGACAUAUUCAUGUCAAAUAUAGUCGAAAAAGGCGAACUGUCGUCAGGGAAGAAAUAGAAGGAUAUAGAGACACGACAACGUUUUCCAAAAUGGUUCUCAGAGAGGAAACGGUUAUUGAAGUGAAAUCAUUGGUGAAUCAGAUGGAGAAAGUAGGGGAUGUGAACCAGGUCAGGGAAGUGCUCGGAUCGGAGACGAUAAAGAAUAGAUCACCGGAAAUGACUCGUACAAGAAGUCGGACCUCUAGCCAAUCAUCCAGAUCUUCUGGAGUGGACAGGGUAAACGCAUGCAUGGCCAAUAAUCUCUUUCAUUCGGCAGUCAAGGGAAGAUUCAGAAAAGUAAAGCUGAUUCUUGAUGGAGGAUACAAAAUUAACAGCAGAAAUAAUUACGGCUACAGUGUUCUUGUUGGUGCCCUUCACAUAGAUUGUGACGAAAAACGUAGAAAAAUGUUUCGCUAUCUGACAUCAAAAGGAGCAGAUCCAAAGCAUAAAGACUGCAAGCACAAAAGGUCUUUGCUCUCAUGGGCUGCUAUUCUAGGUCGUGCAGAACAGGUCGACCUGUUGCUAGAGAUACUGAACGGUGACCAUGACCUCACCGAUAAGGAUACAGAGGGAAUGACGGUCCUCCACCACGCCACUCAAGGUGGUCACGUUACAAUAGUUAGAAGAUUAGUGGAAGAGUUUCGUCGUUUUCGGUUGUCUGUUGACGUUUCUGACAACUUAGGACUUACACCAUACCUUCAUGCCAAAAGACUAGGAUACAAAGAGAUCACUGACAUUCUUCAAAAGGAGGGCAGGGCCUGCCCAGGUCAGUCCGACAGUUACACCUUCAGAAGUGCUGAGGAGUGGUCCGAAAUAGGCCAAUCAAUGAAGGAAAAACAGUAUAACCUUAGACGGAAAUCUAACUACGAACGAGCUGCCAUUCUAGGCAGCAGCAGAUUGUUAAGGCUACAUCACAAUUACUACGAAACACCUAUUAUACAUGUAUCCGCCCCCGUGGCGGAAGCGGUCACAGAAGACGAUAACAAGACAACGUAUUUUGUUGUGAAAAAGGACCCACCAUUGCGCUUACAACCACAGCAAAUACGAGGACACCAUACCGCACCUCCAUUUUCUAAAUCUGAACCUACAAAAGCUUUUAGGUCACACCCUCAGAGUCUACAGGAAACGCCACAGGAGACCCCCAGGAUUCAUCCUAAUCAAACUUUAUCAUUGCUUUCUUUAACCCCAGGGGCAAGGAUAAAAGAGCCAGAGAAAUUCCACAAAAGUCAACCCGAUUUAUCGAAGGUCGAAACAAAACCACCCAAACCUGGUCAUAAUGCCACCAUAGGAUCUUUUAUGAAAGUUCUAGCAGAGCAAAACACUUCAUCUUACCGACCCACUAUAGUAGAAAGUCCGCAUAAUGUAGAAAUGCCGCGUAUGCGCACCAAGAAAGACUCCACGUUCGCCAGUAUAUUUGGUAAGAAAAGAGGAAAUGAGAAGAACCAUGGAAGGAAGAAGAGAUGUUCCGCAAAAACAGGAAUCUCCACUGGAAGCAAGAAGGCAAUCAGGACUUAAUCACAUUCACCCAUUAAUGACAUUCUUUAAUGACACCAAUUUUCAUCUGCCUUGAAGAAAUUGUUUUAAGUCUCAAUAUUUCCGUAUUCCUUGAUACAAAUAGUCUGAGUUUGUUUAACAUGACUAGUAAUGAUAUAGGUACCUAAAUUUGGACAAGAAAAAAAUCAUUUGAUCAAAUGUAU
Messenger RNA from Saccostrea echinata, 2112 nucleotides. RefSeq lists its product as uncharacterized. The transcript has a single exon. Gene Ontology annotation, molecular function: protein binding. The coding region runs from base 467 to 1930 and encodes 487 amino acids. The record is from RefSeq and is a predicted model, not a curated record. Lineage: Eukaryota; Metazoa; Mollusca; Bivalvia; Ostreida; Ostreidae.